Aspergillus uvarum CBS 121591 is the source of this 1115-nucleotide messenger RNA. RefSeq names its product glycoside hydrolase family 75 protein. The coding region runs from base 69 to 1031 and encodes 320 amino acids. NCBI's taxonomy places the organism in Eukaryota, Fungi, Ascomycota, Eurotiomycetes, Eurotiales, Aspergillaceae. The record is from RefSeq and is a predicted model, not a curated record. Gene Ontology annotation, molecular function: chitosanase activity. The transcript has 6 exons.
AUUGUCCAAUUCAACAGAAUUACUGACAACCAGAACCAUUCUGCACCCAUCUCAUUUGCAAUCUCACAAUGGCAAUCCAAAGCACAAUUGGUUUGGCCCUCCUGGGUCUGUCCGCCUCAGCCGUGGCGCAGACUGUCGAUGGCUCCAAGUAUAAUUCGCCCACCGGUGGCCCUCCUUCUAGCUACUUUGCAGCAGCCUCAUCCAUUCCUGUUUCUGCCAUUCAGUCGGCUGCCGCUAAGGCAAGUGGUGUGCCGUCGCUGGCCACUUACCCAGUGAACACUGACAAGAACUCCCCUAAAUCGACCAUCCAUAAUGAUUGGGUCAAAUUCAGCGAUGGAGCGGCUCUUAGCUGGGUAGCUGACAUGGAUGUGGACUGUGACGGGAUUGACUACAAGUGCUCGGGCAACGGGGAUGGGCAGGCGCAGACCAACUGGGGCGCACUCGCAGCCUACGAAGUCCCCUUCAUUGUCAUCCCCGACAAGUUUCUGACCGCCAACACCGACCUCCUUCCUGGGAACAACGUUGCUGCUGUGAUCUGCAACGGCAAGAUGUACUACGGCAUCUUGGGGGAUUCCAACGGCGAUGACCCCGAAGUCACCGGAGAAGCCUCCUGGCUCAUGGCUCGGACCUGCUUUCCUGACGAAGGCUUGAACGGUGAUAAGGGCCACACAGCUGCCGAUGUGACCUAUAUCGUCUUCACCGGCAAGGACGCCGUCCUCCCCAGCAGCACCUUGGGUAAAAAUUACAUCACCAACUUCACGACCCUCCGAUCCAUGGGCGAUAAGCUGAUGGGCGCAUUGGCCUCCAAACUGGGGUUGGCCGGUGCCGCUCCCAGUGAGGGGCCGACUUCCUCGGCGGUGGCGACAACCCUUACGAAGACUGCCUCCGCGACGACCAGCGCUGCGAGGCCGACAGAAACGGACGAGGACGAGUGUUCUUGGUCGGGUCACUGUGAAGGUGCCACUUGCUCCUCUGAUGAUGAUUGUUCUGAUGACUUGGUGUGUGAUAGUGGGAGCUGCAGCACUGAGUAGAGGGGGUGAUGUAGUUCCAGGGGGUUAAGGAAGACCUGACCACAGCAUAUGUACGAUGUAGCUCGCGGAGAAUUCCACUGGAGU